AUGUAUCCAAACACCCCUCAGCCAGAGUUCGAACAGGCUCGAGAUGAGAUCUUCUCGACUCUGAAGCCCUUCUUUGAGAAGAAUGAAGAGUACAAGAAGGUCUGGGACAUCAUCUGUGUUCCCGAGCAGGUUAUCAGCUUCCGUGUCGUCUGGGAGGAUGACAAGCACGUCGCACGGGUGAACUGGGGUUACCGAGUCCAGCAGAACUCUGCCCUCGGACCUUACAAGGGUGGUCUCCGAUUCCACCCUACCGUGAACCUCUCCAUUCUGCGGUUCCUUGCUCUCGAGCAGGUGCUGAAGAAUGCCCUCACCGGUCUCCCCAUGGGAGGUGGAAAGGGUGGAUCCGACUUUGACCCCAAGGGCAAGAGUGACGCUGAGAUUCGCCGUUUCUCAAAGGCCUUUGGAACUGCUCUCGCCAAGCACAUUGGUCCCGACACUGAUGUUCCCGCAGGUGACAUUGGUUUCACUGGUGAGAAUGCCGGUUACGUCUUUGGUGUUUACAAGCAGCUCAAGUCGGAGUGGUCUGGUAUGAUCACCGGUAAGGGACCCGACUGGGGAGGAUCUGCCCUCAGGCCCGAGGCUACCGGUUACGGUCUCGUCUACUACGUCGACCACAUGAUCAAGCUCGUCGAGGGCGCCCAGGGCGGCUUCAAGGGCAAGAAGGUCGUCGUUUCUGGUUCCGGUCAGGUCGCCCAGUUCGCUGCUCUCAAGGUCAUUGAGCUUGGUGGUACCGUCCUUUCCUUCUCCGACUCCAAGGGAUCGUUGAUCGCCAAGGGAGACGCUAGCUUCUCCGAGCAGGACAUCGAGGAAAUUUACAAGAUCAAGAUUGCCCGAAAGGAGCUCUCCACUCUGGGUGACAAGGGUGGAAAGUUUGAGUUCCACGCCGAUGGUGCUCGUCCUUGGAAGCUGGUCAAGGCCUACGAUGUUGCUCUCCCCUCGGCCACCCAGAACGAAGUCGACGAGAGCGACGCCGAGGCUGUGAUCAAGGCUGGUUGCCACUUCAUUGCCGAGGGUUCCAACAUGGGUUGCACCCUCGAGGCCAUCCAGGCCUUUGAGAAGACUCGUGCAAAGGACGGCAAGAAGGGUGUCCUCUACGGUCCAGGCAAGGCUGCCAACUCUGGUGGUGUGGCCGUGUCUGGUCUGGAGAUGGCACAGAACUCGAUGAGGCUCAAGUGGUCUGGUGAGGAGGUGGACACCAAGCUCAAGGGCAUCAUGGAGGAGUGCUUCAACAUCUGCAAGACGACCGGUGAGAGCUUCGGAGACGGUGCCGAGGUUCCUUCGCUGGUUGCUGGUGCCAACAUUGCCGGCUUCAAGAAGGUAGCCGACGCCAUGAAGGCACACGGUGACUGGUGGUAG
Molecule: messenger RNA, 1356 nt
Organism: Microstroma glucosiphilum
Lineage: Eukaryota; Fungi; Basidiomycota; Exobasidiomycetes; Microstromatales; Microstromataceae
Product: glutamate dehydrogenase
Exons: 4
Coding region: 1-1356 (451 amino acids)
Cellular component (GO): cytosol
Molecular function (GO): L-glutamate dehydrogenase (NADP+) activity
Source: RefSeq, a predicted model, not a curated record